UCCAUGGCAGCCAUGAUCUAACUAACUUGAAACAGGAAAGGAGUACCGGAAUUGUCACGUUAGAUAUCUACAUCGUGUUUAGAUUUUCCUUUAUUGUUUACACAGAGGAGGUGAAUGAUACACUCGCACUGGAAUUCAUGGAUAAGUGUCAAUAAUGUGAUUGCAUCUUCGGUCAAAGCGACCGGGUCUCGAGUUGCUGGACAGGAAUUUCACAUCGCAAGUCAAGCGCCAAAUGUGAUGAGCUGCGAUUAAUGUCAAAUGGUGGAACUUCUUUUAGCCCUGGCGUUGCUGCCAAUAUGUGUUGUUAAAUGGCGAAAUAUGUCAUUUGGUUAAAUGACAUUUAUUACAUCAUCAAAGCUGAAAUGUGUAAAUGAGACACAGUACGAAAGUGUCGGUGAUUUGGGGGCGGUUUGAUGUUGACAGAGUUGACAGUUAAUCUCAACUCAAGUGAUUACCGUCCCUCAGCUGAAUAUACGUGCAUCUGUUGAAAUUAAAUUUUAAUCGCCUGUAGGAUCAGACUUGUGAAGAUCCCAAGAUGGUGAUGUCAGAUACAGAUUACAAGCGGCGGCUAGCCAGCCUUGAAGAAAAGAUGAGAAAUCCAAAUUCAGAGAUAAAUGUAGAUGGUUUGCUGGACAGUAUAACAGCUCUGGUGGCCGAUCUGGAUCAUACAGCCAUCAGGAGGAAUAAGAAUGUGGAACAUUUCCUCCUCCGAUAUACCAAAACUGUAGACUUACUAAAGAAACUUCGUAUGAAAGCAGACGAUUUUGAUGUGAUCAAGGUUAUAGGCCGUGGUGCCUUUGGCGAAGUACAGUUGGUGCGACAUAAAAAGGCUAAGAAGGUGUAUGCAAUGAAGUUGCUCAGUAAAUAUGAAAUGUUGAAGAGAUCCGACUCAGCUUUCUUUUGGGAGGAACGUGAAAUUAUGGCUAAUGCCAACAGCGAGUGGAUUGUCCAGCUUCACUAUGCAUUCCAAGAUGGCCGCUUCCUGUACAUGGUGAUGGACUACAUGCCCGGGGGUGACCUGGUCAACCUCAUGAGUAACUAUGAUGUACCCGAGAAGUGGGCCAAGUUCUACUGUGCUGAAGUGGUCCUGUCCCUAGAUGCUAUCCACUCCAUGGGAUUCGUACACAGGGAUGUGAAGCCAGACAACAUGUUGCUGGAUGGUGCUGGUCACCUCAAACUGGCUGACUUUGGCACCUGUAUGAGGAUGGAUGCGGACGGUCUGGUUCGGUCGGACACAGCGGUAGGGACACCGGACUACAUCUCCCCGGAGGUGCUCAAGUCACAGGGUGGGGAGGGGCUGUACGGCCGCGAGUGUGACUGGUGGUCAGUCGGAGUCUUCCUCUAUGAGAUGCUUGUUGGUGACACACCUUUCUACGCUGACUCCCUUGUGGGCACAUAUGGCAAGAUCAUGGACCAUGCCCGAUCUCUGCAGUUCCCCCCUGAUGUGGACAUGUCAGACCAAGCUAAGAGUAUUAUAUGUGCCUUCCUAACUGAUAGAACAGAGCGGCUAGGACGAAAUGGUGUAGAUGAAAUCAAAAGACACCCCUUCUUUAGAGACGAGAACUGCACAUGGGACAGUAUGAGAAAAAGUGCCCCGCCCGUUGUACCGGAGCUGUCAAGUGACAUAGACACCAGCAACUUUGAUGACAUUGAGAAGGAGGACACACCACAAGAAAACUUCCAGCCACUAAAAGCAUUUGCUGGCAACCAUCUGCCCUUUAUAGGAUUUACAUAUAACAAAGAAUACCAAUUGCUGUGCUCAGGAACAUCACCUCCAGAUUGUGUUGAUUCUGCCGCUAUUGUUCCGGGGAGCAGCAGUGGUGGUGGAGAUGACAGUUCUCGGCACCUGGAGAACCAAGUUAAACAGCUCGUGGCGUCCAAGGAUGACAUUGAGAAAAAAUAUAGGAAUGCUGUGGAGGAUCUGAACCGGGCGUCUCAGGAGGAGUCCAUGGCCAAGAAGGAUCUGACGCAGAUGGAGAGGGCGAUGGCGAUGGUCAAACACGACAUGAAGGAGCUUCAGAGGAAACUGGAAAUGGAGGCCGAGGCGAAGUUAAAGGCUGAGAAUCUGAUGAGGGAGCAAUCCAAGAAGCUGGAGCAUGAGCUGACUUACCGUGCCCAGAUGACGUCCAGCAGCAUGCAGAACAACGAGAAAGUGGCCAGUCUGGAGAGAACAGUUGGAGACCUGAGUGAUAAGUUGCGAGCAGAAACCGAAAACACAAACAAGGUCAAGAGAACGUACAGCGAGUUACAACAGCGCUACACGGUGACAGAGCAGGGCUACACAGACCUCAACAACAAGUACAUGGAGGUGGUCAAUGCCAGGCAGAACAUGGAGCGGGAACUGGUGGCUCUCCAGGCAGCCUUGGACCAGGAACGUAACAACCGCAACCACGAGUCAGAACACACCAUGGAACUCAAUGAUCGGAUCCGAGGGCUGCAGAACGAGAAGGACAGGAUGAUGGACAAGGAGCGUAUGAAUGGUCAAGAGCUGCAGAAAAAGCAGAGCAUUGUUGUGCAAUUAGAAAAGAGGGUGGCCAAUGUGGAACUUGAGAGAGACAACUUCUACCGCAAACUGGAGGGAGAGAUCCAGUCUCACAAGGAGACGGUGGCUCGCUACAAUGCAGACAAGAAGAAUAUCCUCAUGUCCACAGAGGAAGCCAACAUGGAGGCUAUGAAAGAUAUGCAGAGCAAGCUGGACCACGAGCGGGUGGUGCGACAGAACAUGGAGCAGCGCUGCCUGGACAGUGAGAAGAGGAACAGUGAGCUGACAGUCGACCUGACACAGCUGCAGCAGAGGAUCACAUCAUUACAGGCCGAACUCCGCGCAGAGACAGAGAAGUGCCGGAACCUGGGCUUACAGGUUGAACAGGAGGUACAGAGAAGGAACCUCAUGCAGGGAGAUUUCAAGACACAGAACCAGGAGCUUACAAAAGCCAAGGCCAAAGAAAAACAACUGCUUAAGGAAAUUGCCGACUACCGGGAAGAUAAGAGAAACAUGGAAGAAGAUAUGAGGAAGAAGUCUGACGAUGCCUCUGUUAACGACCUUCAGUUAAAGGAAAUCAGCGAACAGCUGGAGGCUGAAAGCUACUUCUCUUCGCUGUACAAGACGCAGGUGAAGGAGCUGAAGGAAGACCUGAGUGAGAAGAAACAGCAGAUACAGGAUCUCAACAAUGACAUCCACACACUCACUGUAGAGAAGGACCAUUGCCUAGCACAGUUGCAGCUGGCCAUGACGAAGGCGGACUCGGAGCAGCUGGCACGGACCAUCGCGGAGGAGCAGCUGUCAGACGUGGAGAAGGAGAAGACCAUGUUGGAGCUGGAGAUCAAGGAGCUUAUGUCCAGACACAAGUCCGAGCUCAACAAGAAGGAGUUUAGUCUCAACCAGAUCGAGGAGUCCAAGAGGGAUUAUGCUAACAACAUUGAGAAGCUGAAGCAGGAAAAUGAUGAUCUUAACAUGAGGAUCAAGAAACUUUCAGAUGAGGCUCAAAAUUCCAAGCAGUCAGAAUGGGAGAAGAUGAAGAAACAGCUGGAUGAAGAAAGGAUGAAGAAAAUCCAGGCUGUCAACAAGCUGGCCGAAAUCAUGAACCGCAAGGAGUACCAGCCCCACAAGUCCAGCAAGGCCAGUGCGGCAGACCUCAAGAAGAAGGAGAAGGAGCUGAGGAAACUACAGCAGGAGCUCACCAUGGAGAAGGAGAAGUACAACCAGAUGGUGGCCAAGAUGCAGCGUGACAUCUCCGACUCCCAGCAGAUCGUGUACGAGGAGAGCCAGAUCCGCCAGAAACUCACCAUGGAGAUGGAUGCCAAGGAUUCAGAGAUCGAAAUGCUUCGGCAGAAACUCUCCGUUACCAACAUGGACUCCGCAUCUGUCAACAGUGGUAGCAUGGAAGAUACAGUGUUGGAGGAAAAUCAAGACUCUCAUAUGGAGGGCUGGUUGGCAGUCCCAAGUCGCUCCAACAUCAAGAAGUAUGGGUGGAAGAAGAGUUACGUUGUCAUCAGCAGCAGAAAAGUCCUCUUCUAUAACAGUGAAGCCGACAAAAUGAAUUCCGCGCCAUCUGUAAUAUUAGAUAUAGACAAAUUAUUCCAUGUGCGGCCAGUGACCCAGGGCGAUGUUUAUAGGGCCGAUGCCAAAGAUGUUCCAAGAAUAUUCCAGAUCCUGUAUGCAACUGAGGGGGAGAGUGCUAUCAGGAAGCCGGAGGAGGACCAGAGCCAGGACAGAGCUGGUGUUCUCUGUUACAAGGGCCAUGACUUCAUCCCCCUACACUUCCGCACGCCGACAACGUGUGACUCCUGCAACAAGCCGGUGUGGCAUAUGCUGCACCCACCCCCUGCGCUGGAGUGCAAGAGAUGUCAUGUAAAAGUCCACAAGGAUCAUUUUGACAAGAAUGAAGAGUUCAUUGCAUAUUGUAAAGUCACGUAUGAUUCCAGUAUACAGGCAAAGGAGAUGAUACUGUUAGCAGAAUCCUCAGAGAAGCAGAAACUCUGGGUGCAACACCUCAGUAAAAAGGUCUCCAAAAAGGGUAUUGUCAGUUCAGGAAAUUUAGGGACAUUACGAGGCACAAAGCAGUAUUCCUCCUAUGGACCCCAGCAGCGUGGCCACGCCAUGGCCAGCAAGUCUGCCACACUACCAGCCAACCCUCGGUCAUGAGGACUCGACCCAACAUUGUCUAGCUUGUCCCAACCCUCGGUCAUGAGGACUCGACCCAACAUUGCCUAGCUUGUCCCAACCCUGUCAUGCAGGGUCUUAUCAAAGAAGUCUAACCCCGGCCAACUUUUGCCUCCUGGUGGCUGUUGGCACCGUAUCAUAUCACUAACCUGCCUGACCCACAGGAUCCCCAGGGAUGGAACCAACCUUACGUCAUGAGCAACUUCAGUAUCUCAGUUUGGGGCAGAACAGGAAGCCCAAUUGCAGUCUACAUAUAUAGUCCUUAGUUGGUACUAGCACUAGGGAGGGGGGUCUGCUGGUUAGUAGAGUGGUGAGAAUGUACCAUGCAGACCCUACACUGACCAACACCUGUACUCUCAUGCAUAUCUCAAGCCAACACUAACCAAUGAAGGAGAUCUGCUGCACUGACACAAGGUCUGACAACAGAAAACCACAUCCACAUGCUUCACUCCCAGCAUGAUGAAACCAGGUGAUUACUUAGAUAGUUGCCACUUAAACAUGGAGGCACAAUGUUGUUGUGAUCGAAUACUUGACUUUUUAUGGCUUAUUUCUUUUGUUGAAAUAUGUAAUCUCUACCAUGGUGUACAGUGUGUCUUAAUGGACAAUGUCCACUACCUCUGCAAAGUUGUGCUUCGUGCUGGGAAGUUGGACGCAUCAAUGUAGCAUUGAUUAUCAGCAUACAAGAACAGACAGGCUGUGACACACAAUCUACACCAGCUGCCGACUACAUUAACCAUUAAUAUGGAAGUUCUCAUAAUUAUUCCCAAUCACACUUCACUUUUGCCAAGCUUUUAUAUUUAAGAAAUCGUACUAUUUAUAUGCAACUGAUCUUUGUGCAGCUACUAUGAUUAUGCAAUGUGGGAUUGUAAAUGUUGUGUUUCAUACAUAUCUUACUUGUUCAGGGCUGAGUAUGGUGGUUCUACAACACAAAAUGUGACAGAGGACACCACGGAGGCACCUCUAGCUCCUGUUAGAAACGCGUGUGGAGUGGUGCAUUGUGUUGUCUUCAUUGCCAAAUUCUGAAAAGAUUCUUUCAGUGCAAUAUGAGAGUAACAUAGCCAUUGGUGUUCAGUAUGCACCAGGGCAGCAGAGUUUGCCAUCUGGAGGGAGGCACGGGACAGACAUAGCUCUCCACUCUUGGAGUGAGAAUAGGCUAUGUAAAAGCAUUUACCAACACAGCCAAAGAUUUUAUGAGCAUUUCUGUGGCUUUUAUACAGGACCCUUGGAAGUUGAUAGUUAAUGGACUCCUUGUUCAAAAUAGUAAGUUCUUCUGUAGUGUCAGGUUGGCAGGUCUGGCAAUGGUAGCUUGUUGGAAUCAAAAUACUCGCAUGUAGUGGUCAUUGCAGGAACUACAUUGUGUUUAAUAGCUUUGUAUGCUGCACAAACAUCUCUAUGCCUAGUGUAUGUCAGCUUUUGACAAUAAAACUGAAGAAUUCUUCUCCAGGUCUCAAUGUAUCGGAUUAAGUGCCUAAUUAUGUAAAUGCCUAGUGCUGGAGGAUGGCUAGUUUUUACAGUGUACCUCCUAAAUACCCAGAAUACCAACCAUGAUGAAAUCCACCUUGGUCUUGUGGGUUGUCUCCAGUGAUGAAUAUGUUGUCAAUCCUGCUGAUGUUGAAUGUUUGACUGGCUUUGAGUUUGUCAUCCUGUCUAUGUGGGCACAGGCUGGUUGUGUUGGAUGACACAGGGACAGUUGGGCAUGGGAGCGUGGGUAGGCUGGUCGAGAUGGGAUGUGAGGGGGGUGGGGUGGGGAGGACCGGGAUGAGGGGAAGGAGGGGCCUGAGAUGGGAGAAAAAGGGAAAGUGAAGAGCUUAUUGGUGCUAUAACCUGGAUUAUAUGGUAUGAUCACUUUGUUUAUCUAGAAAAGACCUAGAUAUCUUCUCAAGGUAUCCAAGUUGAGUGUGAUAUUUUGAUAAUUUGUUGGUGAUUGUUAUCUUUAUCUGUCAGAGCUUAUUUUUCUCUGUUUGGCAUGUACUAUUUCUCCACUGAGCUUUGUGCAGCCAUGUUGUUUGUGAGAAGUGUUGACACACACACCUUCACCUCAUGAUGACCAUAAUACCCACACAGCUGGCAUUCUUCCUGUGUACACCUGCUUGUGCUUCUCACCACGUUAACCUGCUGCCUGGAUCUUCUUAUGGAGGGAACAUGUCUGUGAGGGAAGCUUCACCUCCCACCACGUUAACCUGCUGCCUGGAUCUUCUUAUGGACGGAACAUGUCUGUGAGGGAAGCUUCACUUCCCACCACGUUAACCUGCCGCCUGGAUCUUCUUAUGGUGGGAACAUGUCUGCGAGGGAAGCUUCACCUCUCACCAUGUUAACCUGCCGCCUGGAACAUCUUAUGGAGGGAACAUGUCUGUGAGGGAAGCUUCACCUCUCACCACGUUAACCUGCCACCUGGAUCUUCUUAUGGUGGGAACAUGUCUGUGAGGGAAGCUUCACUUUCACCACGUUAACCUGCUGCCUGGAACAUCUUAUGGAGGGAACAUGUCUGUGAGGGAAGCUUCACCUCUCAUCACGUUAACCUGCUGCCUGGAUCUUAUGGAGGGAACAUGUCUGUGAGGGAAGCUUCACGCCCCACCACGUUAACCUGCCGCCUGGAUCUUCUUAUGGAGGGAACAUGUCUGUGAGGGAAGCUUCACGCCCCACCACGUUAACCUGCCGCCUGGAUCUUCUUAUGGAGGGAACAUGUCUGUGAGGGAAGCUUCACCUCCCACCACGUUAACCUGCCGCCUGGAUCUUCUUAUGGAGGGAACAUGUUUGUGAGGGAAGCUUCACCUCUCAUCACGUUAACCUGCUGCCUGGAUCUUCUUAUGGUGGGAACAUGUCUGUGAGGGAAGCUUCACUUUCACCACGUUAACCUGCUGCCUGGAACAUCUUAUGGAGGGAACAUGUCUGUGAGGGAAGCUUCACCUCUCAUCACGUUAACCUGCUGCCUGGAUCUUCUUAUGGAGGGAACAUGUCUGUGAGGGAAGCUUCACGUCCCACCACGUUAACCUGCCGCCUGGAUCUUCUUAUGGAGGGAACAUGUCUGUGAGGGAAGCUUCACCUCCCACCACGUUAACCUGCCGCCUGGAUCUUCUUAUGGAGGGAACAUGUUUGUGAGGGAAGCUUCACCUCUCAUCACGUUAACCUGCUGCCUGGAUCUUCAUAUGGAGGGAACAUGUCUGUGAGGGAAGCUUCACCUCUCACCAUGUUAACCUGCCGCCUGGAUCUUCUUAUGGAGGGAACAUGUCUGUGAGGGAAGCUUCACCUCCCACCACGUUAACCUGCUGCCUGGAUCUUAUGGAGGGAACAUGUCUGUGAGGGAAGCUUUACAUCAGUUGGGAGGGAUGCAAUGUCCUCUAUCUCCUGGAAAUGUCUUGUUCUGUUAAGGGGCCAGUGCAUUAAUAGAUAACUUUAUAUAAGAGUAAAAAUUAAUGUUCAGUGCGGUUUCAGUGAUCUUGGUAAAAUUCCUGGGUCCACUGACACAAUGUAAUAUUUUCUUCUCUGAGGCGCAAUUAGAAGUUGGAGUUCUAUGUAAGGAUAAGAUAUAUGGAUGAACAACUUCUUUAUUACAAUUAGGAGUGACAUUUCUGUUGUAGGUUCUAACACCAUUAUCAAGCAAGUGAUGUACAAAGUAUGGUUGACAAGCAUAUGUAUAGGUAUGAGGCAGUGUUUAUGCAGUUGAGUAGAUUGGGAUGUGGUUACACUGGAGUCGAGAAGCCUGUUAUGUACACAAAAGAGGUGAUAGAAGGUAAUAAAGAAGUUGUUAUCCAUACAUGUUAUCCUUACUUACAAGGUAAUAUUACAUGUUCACAGUGACACAUGGUAAUAUUACUGGGUUCACAGUGACACAUGGUAAUAUAACUGGGUUCACAGUGACACAAGGUAAUAUUACUGGGUUCACAGUGACACAUGGUAAUAUUACUGGGUUCACAGUGACACAAGGUAAUAUUACUGGGUUCACAGUGACACAUGGUAAUAUUACUGGGUUCACAGUGACACAUGGUAAUAUUAUUGGGUUCACAGUGACACAAGGUAAUAUUACUGGGUUCACAGUGACACAUGGUAAUAUUACUGGGUUAGUGACACAUGGUAAUAUUACAUGUUCACAGUGACACAAGGUAAUAUUACUGGGUUCACAGUGACACAUGGUAAUAUUACUGGGUUAGUGACAUGGUAAUAUUACAUGUUCACAGUGACACAUGGUAAUAUUUCUGGGUUCACAGUGACACAAGGUAAUAUUACUGGGUUCACAGUGACAAAAGGUAAUAUUACUAGGUUCACAGUGACACAAGGCAAUAUUAUUGGGUUCACAGUGACACAAGGUAAUAUUACUGGGUUCACAGUGACACAUGGUAAUAUUACAUGUUCACAGUGACACAUGGUAAUAUUACAUGUUCACAGUGAUACAAGGUAAUAUUACUGGGUUCACAGUGACACAUGGUAAUAUUACUGGGUUCACAGUGACACAAGGUAAUAUUACAUGUUCACAGUGACCCAUGGUAAUAUUAUUGUGUUCACAGUGACAAAUGGUAAUAUUACUGGGUUCACAGUGACACAUGGUAAUAUUACUGGGUUCACAAUGACACAAGGUAAUAUUACUGGGUUCACAGUGACACAUGGUAAUAUUGCUGGGUUCACAGUGACAGUAAUAUUACAUGUUCAUAGUGACACAUGGUAAUAUUACUUGGUUCACAGUGACACAAGGUAAUAUUACAUGUUCACAGAGACACAAGGUAAUAUUACAUGUUCACAAUGACACAUGGUAAUAUUACUGGGUUCACAGUGACACAUGGUAAUAUUACGCGGUUCACAGUGACACGGUAAUAUGACUGGGUUCACAGUGACAGAAGGUAAUAUUACUGGGUUCACAGUGACACAAGGUAAUAUUACUGGGUUCACAGUGACACAUGGUAAUAUUACUGGGUUCACAGUGACACAUGGUAAUAUUACUGGGUUCACAGUGACACAAGGUAAUAUAACUUGGUUCACAGUGACACAUGCCAAAAUUACAUGUUCACAGUGACACAAGGUAAUAUUACAUGUUCACGGUGACACAGGGUAAUAUUACUGGGUUCACAGUGACACAUGGUAAUAUUACUGGGUUCACAGUGACACAAGGUAAUAUUACUUGGUUCACAGUGACACAAGGUAAUAUUACUGGGUUCACAGUGACACAAGGUAAUAUUACUGGGUUCACAGUGACACAAGGUAAUAUUACAUGUUCACAGUGACACAAGGUAAUAUUACAUGUUCACAGUGACACAGGGUCAUAUUACUGGGUUCACAGUGACACAUGGUAAUAUUACUGGGUUCACAGUGACACAGGGUAAUAUUACUGGGUUCACAGUGACACAUGGUAAUAUUACUGGGUUCACAGUGACACAGGUAAUAUUACUGGGUUCACAGUGACACAAGGUAAUAUUGCUAUGUAAGCUGUGGUUUAGCGAGACAUUCCAGGCAUGUCGAGUGCUGUGGCCUGUCCACUCUUACACACAGAAGGCACUGCAGCCAUGUUUAUUAACUAGUUCAAUUCUGAGUUUUUAUAACAUCUUAUAUAAAUCAAAAGAGCAAGUCAUGCAGGCUCCAUUGAUAGAGGAUGUCAGGUGUGCUCCUGUUAGUCAACUAUAGAAAUGGUCCAGCACUGUGACAGGCUGUGAGCUUGUACACUUCCUAGAUGACACAUAGUAGCCAUCGUGCCUUCACUGGAUUGGUAACAUGGGAGUCUCCUUUGUCGUUGAGCUGCCCAGAUAAGUAUUAGUCUGCAUCCAGAAAUACUCAGAAUUUCUGCUGUUAGCUAUUGGUGAGAUCAGACAUAGCCCAAUCAUUGUAGCCAACAUAUACAUAUACAUAUACAUACAUACAUACAUAUAUAUAUAUAUAUAUAAGUGGUACCUGUGGUUGUGAGUAGCCCUAGUAACAGAAUAUUAUUGACCCGGCAAAUAUAAGUAUGUAACAGGUUCUACCUUCAAUAUGAUCUGUAUAUUUCUGAAAUUAUAUCAAAUAAUCUCACUUCUAUAUUCGUUCCAUAAGGACAGACAUCAUAUGUAAAUCUGUGUUUAAAGAUUUGACAAAUUUUAUUUUCAACAUUGGUAUAUAUUGUAAAUACUUUGCUUCGUUGUGUAUCUGCAUGCAUUACUGAUUGUAAAUAUUGAAGUUUGUGUAUAUGCAAUAAUGUGUUCAGAUACAAGCUGUGUGGCAGGCUGGCUCAUGCACUGUUGUCAGCUGUGUGCUUCUACCACACGUCUGGGAGAUACGUCUACACUGAAUCCUACUGAACUCACUUCCAGGAAUUUUUAGAACUGGUUAAGGUCUUCCAUGUAUUAGAGCAAACUAAUGAUCAAAAUCAUUUAUUUGUUGUUGAAUAUUGAUUUAGUACCCUUAGUCCCUGAAAUCUGGUAAGUGGAACAACACCGUGAUAGUAGCAUGGACAGUUUGUUAUUUGUUAUACAAUGUUUAUGAACAAGUUCUAUAGCCAUGGCUGCUUCAGUGCUGCAGGAUAUGUUGUGUAGCUUCAUGUAUCAGUGGAGCAAGAGCGCAACUUGCAACUCUCAUAAUGUGACAGUGCCAGGAUCUCACCAUGUGAUUUUGUUUAGUAUUGUGUAUGUUAGUCUGCUGCUGCUGUCUGCUGUCUGCAUAGUAGAGCAGUCUAUAACUGCCUGAGCUUGCAUCUCUGGGUGGAGUAUGCCCCUAUCUUCAAUACCAACCAGGAACCACUAAGCUAGAAUUAUUGAAUCAUGGUAUUAUAGUCAGAUUUGGGCUGACCAUUGGGUGCCACAGCGGCUGUCUGUGUGUGUGUGCAUGUUGUAGCAGGGGGAAGCAGCCUGUGUGACUGCUGUGUAUACACAUGUAGGAUGUACAGACUCCUCAUCACUCUGUGCUAGCAGCAGGAGGGGGAACCCACUGCUUCAUUAAUCCUAACCUAGUUGGCUGUAUUCAACUACUAGCUCCAUUUGCUAUUUUUCAUAAACUUUAAAUUCAUGUAUGUGUUCAGGAAAGCCUUGUGUAACAUGAUGACACCUCCUGUUGCAUGUCAAACUCCCACAAUGGUAAUAAUAAAAUUAUCAAAGAUAA
Messenger RNA from Haliotis rufescens (red abalone), 11716 nucleotides. Its product is annotated as rho-associated protein kinase 2-like. Gene Ontology annotation, biological process: peptidyl-threonine phosphorylation; cortical actin cytoskeleton organization; actomyosin structure organization. Gene Ontology annotation, molecular function: small GTPase binding; ATP binding; Rho-dependent protein serine/threonine kinase activity. NCBI's taxonomy places the organism in Eukaryota, Metazoa, Mollusca, Gastropoda, Lepetellida, Haliotidae. Gene Ontology annotation, cellular component: cytoskeleton; cytoplasm. The coding region runs from base 536 to 4645 and encodes 1369 amino acids. The transcript has 36 exons. The record is from RefSeq and is a predicted model, not a curated record.